Leguminivora glycinivorella is the source of this 4870-nucleotide messenger RNA. It is a transcript of the gene scalloped, whose product is annotated as transcriptional enhancer factor TEF-1. Lineage: Eukaryota; Metazoa; Arthropoda; Insecta; Lepidoptera; Tortricidae. The transcript has 12 exons. The coding region runs from base 484 to 1821 and encodes 445 amino acids. Gene Ontology annotation, molecular function: DNA-binding transcription factor activity, RNA polymerase II-specific; RNA polymerase II cis-regulatory region sequence-specific DNA binding. The record is from RefSeq and is a predicted model, not a curated record. Gene Ontology annotation, biological process: regulation of transcription by RNA polymerase II; hippo signaling; embryonic organ development. Gene Ontology annotation, cellular component: transcription regulator complex.
CCUGCAAUAUUUUACAUAGUUGUCGCGUUUGCUUCGCUUCGACUUCCGGUCGUUCGGGUAUCAGCAUUUCGCGAUGUAAACAUUAUCUAGGCUAGGUUCGGCUGCAUUAGGCGCGUUCUCGGGAAUGAAGUGUGCUCAAGGUGCUUUUGUGUUGUUAAUUUCGCUUGACUGUGCUUACUCGGAUGGCGCAAUUUUCGAAAGACGCGGUAUGGUAUCGUUCGCCCGCCGUAGAGUUCAGUCGCGUUGGUGGCUGCAUGCGAUUUGACGUAUUCCAAUCUGCGCGUAGUGAUGUCACUUGUGCUCUUAUUUAUUGAAAUCUCAGGCGUUCGCCGUGUAAUGUGCAAGUGAAUUGUAAACACUGACAGUGAUAUUGUAACCUAUGCAGUGAUAUUUUCCAAAAGUGUAAUGGACUGUUACUAUUCGAAAUUUUUCCCGAGGCGUAAGUGACAAAUGGGAUCGUAUCUGCCGUGAUUGGGUACAAUCAUGAUGCAUCCAGCUGGGUACUACGCCAAUCUUGCGAGCGGCGCGCUCGCAGCCGGCACCAUUGCGUCCCCGUGGAGCACGGCGGCCGGCGCGCCCGACACCAACGGCUCGGGCGCCGACGCCAAGCACCUGGACGUUGGCGACGCGAGCGACGAUGAAAAGGACUUAUCAGCAGCUGAUGCGGAGGGAGUAUGGAGUCCCGACAUCGAACAGAGUUUCCAAGAGGCACUGGCCAUUUACCCCCCGUGUGGGAGACGCAAGAUUAUUCUCUCGGAUGAGGGCAAGAUGUACGGACGGAAUGAGCUGAUAGCGAGAUAUAUAAAAUUAAGAACAGGAAAAACGCGCACAAGAAAACAGGUGUCAUCACACAUACAGGUGCUAGCUAGGCGGAAACUUCGCGAAAUACAGGCUAAACUUAAAGUGGACGGUGGUAUGAUGAAAGAAAAGGCGAUGCAGUCAAUGAGCACCCUCUCUAGCGCACAGAUUGUGGCGGGUCUCCCACAUCCAGCGUACCAUCAUACGCAAUUUUGGCAACCAGGUUUACAAGCUGGAACUUCACAAGACGUGAAGCCGUUCCCGGGUGCUGGAUACAAGGGCGUGCCCGGCGUCGGCAGCGUCGGAGUACCGGGCGGUACGGACGUAGCGCCGCCGCCGCCGUGGGAGGGCCGAGCCAUCGCCACGCACAAGCUGCGGCUCGUCGAAUUCUCGGCCUUCGUCGAACACCCGAGAGACCCGGACACGUAUCCGCCGAGUACAACGCUGUCACAACAUCUAUUCGUUCACAUAGGUGGUUCAGUUACAUACGCCGACCCGUUAUUAGAGUCGGUAGAUGUCCAACAAAUAAAUGACAAGUUCCCCGAAAAGAAAGGCGGCUUGAAAGAGCUGUACGAGAAGGGACCUCGGAACGCUUUCUUUCUGGUCAAGUUCUGGGCGGACCUAAACACAAAUAAUUUAGACGAUCCCGGAGCAUUUUAUGGAGUUACUAGUGUGUAUGAAAGCAACGAAAACAUGACCAUAACGUGUAGCACAAAAGUGUGUUCAUUCGGGAAGCAAGUAGUGGAAAAGGUGGAGACGGAAUACGCGCGGUUCGAGGGCGGGAGGUUCGUGUAUCGCAUCCACCGCUCACCCAUGUGCGAAUACAUGGUCAACUUCAUACACAAGCUCAAGCAUCUACCUGAGAAGUACAUGAUGAAUAGCGUGCUAGAGAACUUCACUAUUCUUCAGGUGGUGUCAAAUAGAGAUACUCAAGAGACAUUGUUAUGUGCCGCGUUUGUGUUUGAAGUGUCGAACAGUGAGCACGGCGCGCAACACCACAUCUACAGGCUCGUGAAAGACUGAACCACCCCUCCCUCCCCCCUCCGCCUGUCCGUAGCAUCAUUCCUUCGGCACACCGACUUCUAGAUAUGGACCUCACACACUCUCUAAGGAUCUAAGUGCUUACUUCUCAGAGACCUUAUAUCCGUUUGUUGUAUACAGCAAGUCUUACGAAAGUGUAGUGACUACAAGGCAAAAUAUGUAAAACUAUGGUGUUCGAGCUGGACUUGAACCCGCACUACCCGAAGCCUUGCGACAUCACAAUUUAUUUUAAUACUGACUUUUUCAGUUUCUUGGCUCUUUCUAUUAUGCCUUCUGUACUAGAUAUGCACGGUUUUCGAUGUACGUCUCUAAACAUGCCUUAGGGUCGCUUGCACCAAACCGUCUGUUACCGAAUUGAACAUUCGCAGAUUUUUUUGUAUGGGAAUUUCCAUACACUGCUGCGUGACGUUGACGUGUCUGUUAACUGUGCUUGAAGCAACUGGCCCUUAGUAUUCAAAGGGUUUUAUGAACCAACUGACGAAUCAUCACUACCAUCAAAAUCAACAUUAAUUUUACUGGAACUAAUUUUUCUUAACUUUACGUCUGAUUUUUUGACCCAUAAAUAGGUACUCCAUGACUAAUUUUUAGAAAGAGUAUCUGAAUAAAAAUGCACGCCAAGAUCACACGUCGUUCUUGCAAAAAAAGAAAUUCAGUUAUAGAGGUUACCAAUUACUACGCUAAAGACAGGGUUGCGGGUUCAAGUCCAACUGUCGGAUCACAUAGUGAUUAACUUUAUCCACUUUUAUUAAUAACUUUAUAUGAUUUGACAGAUCUAGAAAAGUAUAACUGUAAUUUGAUAGUGUUGCAAUCGUAACAUAGUAAAUUGUGAUCUGAAAAUACGCUACAAUAUUUUUGUAACUAAAUGUUUAUUGUAUAGCUCAAUUUAAAUAUUUCUAUUUUAGCAUUUCAUUCGGAUAUUUUCAAGGUUUAAUUGUAACUAAUAUAGUGUAAUACCUAGAGCGUCUUUUUCUCGAAAAGUCUUCUAGAUAUCAAUUCUGGCUCAUGUCAUGUCGGAUAUGGGUAGAAAGGUAACAUUUCAAUGAAUAUUAUUUACAAUUAAAACUUACUUGACUUGUCAAGCGUCACCAUAAUAAACUACAGACAUUAAUCCUACAAAAUCAAAAAAAUUGCAACAAAAAGUAGUGAAAUAUUGAAUAUCUCUUGGGUCUCAAAAAACCCUAUUUGAAGAGUUUUAUUAAUAUUUUACAUAAUUCUUAAAAUAAAAAUAAUAUCGUUCAGUAGACGCGUGUAAAAUAAUAUCAAAUAAGAAGAUAGAAUUGAAUACACACAGUGCCUCUAUAAUUAUGUUACAUUAACAUAAAUUACUUGAGCAUAUUAGUCUUUUCACUGUGUUUAAUAACAUAAUUUGCAAAAAUUUAAGGAAAAAUAUAAGUAUUAGAACAGUGGAAAGAUUAAAACUUAGUGUAGGAUACCAUGAAUCAUUCAUAGGUUUCAUAAGUAAGAAUUAUUAAGAAGUGUCUAGUAAAUUAAAGACAAAAAGUUUUAAUCAGUUGUUAAGCACUGUUGUGGUACAAUGUUGUGUUGAGUAAAAUAACCAAUAGGUUAAACCAACCUAAAUGUGGCGAAUAGUGUUCUAUUAUCCUUUUUUUCACUAACCUGAUAAAUAUUCUGUUAUUUAGUUUCUUAAGCGAAUGCCUUACCAAACGCCAAACGAAAGAAUUCAGAUGGUCCUAAAAUGCAAUGACUUUGACUUAGGCGUAGACUUUAACACGUUUCCAUUUUUCGUCUAUUGUCUAUGAUUUCUACACUUUUUAAAUUUCCUUAUUUUUAAUUGGCGACCUCUGUGCGCUUUUGUGUUGUGCUUGCCACAUUUAAUAUUUAUUAGAGCGAUAAACACACAAGACAAUAUAUUCGUGAUUUAUAUUGAAAGACGACAUCAACUUGUAUUAUAUAUUUUUGGAAAUACUUGAGAUCCAUAUACGUUUUUCUAACUUUACGCCUGCUUCCAUGCAUAAUCACUUCUGAAACUUUCGUAUCAGAGCACUAAUCCCCUGGCAGCUAGGUUGAAAGCAAUACUAUGUCAUAUUAGCAUCCGCAUCCAGUGAGAUCAUGUCCAACCAAUUCUUCUCUGUCUCAUUUACGCAGCAACUAGGCAUCUCGCUUUCAACUCUCAAAGUACAAAGUAAGUGUUGACACGUUACUCGAUAGAACCUGCCGAUUAUACAAUAAGUAUUUACGUGGCAAUGAUUUGAUCUCUCUUUUAGUCAAAUAUUUUAAGGGUCCUCCCAUCAGCGCAAGGGCGUGCGCACAUUUAAGUUUAAACUGCGUUAAGGUUUAUGUGCAUUAAAUAGUUUUAGUUUCAAGACAUGAGGUAGGCAAAUAUUAUCUUAGAUAAUAACAAUAAGAGAUUUUUGUAUUUAUUUGAUAUAGUUAUAUUAGAUAAUUGUAAAGUGAAUAGUUUUAAGUUUUUUUUUGUAUGGCGAUGGUCGUUUCCGAUUGUAAAACUAAUGUCGUACUCGGUACUUAAAAAACUUAAUUUUGGUUGCAAUUUCGAUUUCAUUAAAGUAUUAAGAAAUUAGCCUUCUAUUGGCGUCUUAAAAACAGAUCUAAUUUGUUGUGAUAUUAUACAUUUUUAUGGUUCAUUUUACUCAAAAGAGAUUAAAUGCUGUGUAAACAAAAAUUGUCAUUGGUAGUUUACAUUUUUUUAUUUACUUUGUAGUUGGCAACAAUGUGUAAAUUCAUUUUGUAAAUAGGUAUACCUUUAGUGCAUUUCUUUCCGCUAGUGUUCUAAGCGAUCUUCGCUUUGAAAAGUCUUUCAUAUCGACAAUCUGCCAUAUCAAACUAAAAAUAUAAAAGAUUUAGUCGGCAUCGUUGCAGACAAUCAUUUGCUUUUCGUUAUAAGAUUAUGCAAUAGUAUUUUUCUUGAGAAAUAAUAUUUUCUUUUGAUAUGUUUAGUAGUAGGUAAAUGAUUUUCUACAAGACCAGCCGACUUUGUGUACAGUAUUUUAAAGAUAAUAUUACGUUAAAGAUUUGUAUGAAAAUUUAAUUAUAUUGUCUUCAUAAAAGUGGA